Molecule: messenger RNA, 870 nt
Organism: Cetraspora pellucida
Lineage: Eukaryota; Fungi; Glomeromycota; Glomeromycetes; Diversisporales; Gigasporaceae
Source: the annotation of a GenBank genome assembly
AUGAAUCAUACACAACAAGAUGAUAUUGAUGCUCGAUCAAUUUAUGUUGGCAAUCUUGAUCGUGAUAUUACUGUCCAACAUUUACGUGACCAUUUUGAUUCAUGUGGGACAAUUAAGCAGAUUACAAUUAUUUUCAGGAUAUUUAUGCAAAUGAGCCACGCUUUUAUAGAAUUUAGUGAUGAAUCAGAAGUCAACAUUGCGUUGUGUAAGAAUGGAACCGCGAUUGAUGGAUAUAUUAUUCACGUCGCUACAAAAUGGAUUAAUACUCGUACAAUUUAUGUUAGCAAUGUGGGCAUUCUCCAUGAUAAUGUUACCGAAGACGAAUUAAGAAAUCUUUUUCAACAUUAUGGAAUUAUACAUCAUAUUAGGAUAUUUAAUGGAUAUGCAUUUAUAAGCUUUACCACAAGUGCCUCAGUAGAUGAUGCUUUGCGUGAAAAUGGAACACUACUUGGUGGAAGAAAUAUUAAAAUUAAUCAAAAUAUGUCACCUGAUGAUUUACAAUUUCAUUUUCAAAGUUGUGGAGGAAUAAAAUGUGUUUUUAUUCGUGAUAAAAAUGGUGAUAGAAGAUAUGCAAUCAUAAAUUUUGUCAAACGUUUUUCGAUCAAUAAAGCACUUCGAAAGAACAAUACUUUAUUGAGAGGGACCCAAACACGAAUCCAGGAUCAAAUGAUCAUAAAGGUCGUAAAGGUCAUUAUCAGAUCUGUACCUUCUGCGGGCUUGCCUCCUAAUCAAUAUAUUGUCGAAAAUCAACUGACUUUUUCUGGACAAACACACGAACUGGUCAAAGUCAAAGAUAUCGUUCUUGUUUCGCAAUUGGCGAACAGUGUCUUGGUGAAAGUUCAAGUCGAUAAAUAUGGCGUCGCUCAACAG